This is a messenger RNA of Penicillium arizonense, 360 nucleotides long. RefSeq lists its product as uncharacterized. The transcript has 3 exons. Bases 1 to 360 code for a protein of 119 amino acids. The record is from RefSeq and is a predicted model, not a curated record. Lineage: Eukaryota; Fungi; Ascomycota; Eurotiomycetes; Eurotiales; Aspergillaceae.
AUGGCUCCCAUCGACCUGUCUGUCCGCUCUCAUCCGGACUAUUACGACAAUCCAGAGAAGGAGGAAUUCCUAGGUUGGUAUAUUUUCGGCUGGGCUAUGGUUGGCCUUGCUGCUAUCAUUCUGGCACUCAUAUGGGCUAAGCGCAAGGACAAGCUUAUGCCCAAGCUCCAACAGUGCAAGGAGGAUUUGGGGGAAAAGAUGACGUGGAAAUCGUCGACGGCCUCCAAGGUCAUUGCGAAGCCGAAGUCGGCUCAUGUGGCUAAUCACCACGUUCAGGAGAUUGCUGAGGUCGAUCGCAUCACCGCUGAUCUGUCCCCGGAGUAUCUCAAGAAGACCACUGCCGUUAUGGGGUGUCUCUAG